AAUCCUGACCCUGAUUUAUAAGGUUGUACUAAUCGCCUUGAUUGGCCUGAAUAUGGCUGUAGAGUUUUAUAUAAACAGCUUCGUAUUCUGGAUACUUUUGGGCAAACACGUAUUGGAUCUUUUUCUGGUAACUGCCUCCGUUGAGGGAGCUGUUAACCAAUUUUUGAACAUUGGAAUGCAGUUUGGAAAUGUCGGUGAUCUUAGCAAAUUUCAAACUACGCUGGAUACUUUAUUCCUUCAUCUGAGGCUUAGCCAUUUUCGAGUCAGCAUUUUGGGCCUAUUUGAUGUCACCCAAAAGCAAUAUCUACAGUUCUUAUCAGCACUCGUAUCUUGGCUAGCUUUUAUAGCACAAUAUAGAAUGCAGGUCGGAAAUUGUUAGGCAUAUUGAAAAGUAAUUCGGUUUCUUGUAAUAUUAUUAUAAGA
This is a messenger RNA of Drosophila mauritiana, 423 nucleotides long. RefSeq names its product putative gustatory receptor 92a. The transcript is spliced from 2 exons. Gene Ontology annotation, biological process: sensory perception of taste. NCBI's taxonomy places the organism in Eukaryota, Metazoa, Arthropoda, Insecta, Diptera, Drosophilidae. The coding region runs from base 53 to 379 and encodes 108 amino acids. Gene Ontology annotation, cellular component: membrane. The record is from RefSeq and is a predicted model, not a curated record.